AUGAAGGCUUUUUCCUUCAAUGGGAUGCUACUUUUGGGUUUUUUACUGUCUUUGAGCUCGGUUUCAGCUUUAUCUUCAUCUGGGUCGGUUAACCACCCCAUCAAGUUUUUUAUAGGAGGUGGAGGAGAAGUGAACUUGGGUUCAUGGCAAAACAAAGCUACAGAAAUGGCUCCGGCACCGGGGCCUCGAGGUGAUAAUACUCUUAUUCUGGCGGCAAAUAGGACUAAGAGGCCUGAUAUUCUUAGAGGAUUUCAUCGUUAUCGCGGUGGUUGGGAUAUUUCGAAUCGGCAUUAUUGGGCUUCGGUUGGCUUCACUGGUGCCACAGGUUUAGUACUUGCCAUGUUAUGGUUCAUCUCAUUUGGCUUGGCGCUUGUGAUUCAUCUGUGUUGUGGAUGGGGGUUUAACAUCAACGACAAAGAAUCUAAUCGUUCGCAAAGGAUUUGUCUUAUAUUGCUUUUAGUGUUCACCUUUGCUGCGUCGACCGGAUGUAUCCUCCUUUCUGUUGGGCAGAAUAAGUUCCACGGCGAGGCCUUGGAUACCCUCCAUUUUUUUGUCAAUCAAUCAGACUAUGCGGUGCAGACUCUAAGAAAUGUCACGGAGUAUCUCUCCCUUGCAAAAACUAUCAGUGUCAAUCAGAUAAUUCUUCCAUCCGAUAUCCUUGAUGAUAUUGAUAAGUUGAACGUGGAUCUAAAUACUGCAGCAGAUGCACUUUCUGAGAAGACAAAUGAAAAUUCUGUUAAGAUUAGAAGAGUAUUCAAUUAUGUGCGAUCAGCGUUGUUUGUUAUGGCAGGAGUGAUUCUUGUUUUGGCGUUAACCGGAUUAGUCUUGUCGCUCCUUGGAUAUCAACAUGCAAUCCUCUUAUUUGUUGUCACUGGAUGGUUACUGGUUGCAACCACAUUCAUUCUUUGCGGAGUGUUCAUGAUCCUUAACAAUACAAUUUCUGAUACAUGCAUGGCUAUGGGAGAAUGGGUAGAAAAUCCACACAGAGAAUCUGCUCUUAGCAACGUCCUUCCGUGUGUUGAUCAGAGAACCACAAACAAAACACUUAUUCAAAGCAAACAAGUUGUUACCAAUAUUGCAAGUAUUGUCAAUACGGCCAUCUAUACCACUGCAAACGUGAAUGUAACACAAGGUCAUCCGGGUUUUUACAAUCAGUCUGGGCCUUUUAUGCCGGUGCUAUGCUAUCCCUUUGACGAUCAACUUCGAGAACGCCAAUGUACAAAUGGAGAAGUUUCUUCUGAUAAUGCUUCAAUGGUUUGGAAGAACUAUGUAUGCGAGGUAUCUGAAUCGGGUAUAUGCACUACAGUUGGCAGGGUGACCCCAGAGAUUUACUCACAGUUAGCAGCUGCAGCUAACGAAAGCUACGCGUUAGAACAUUAUGCACCACUUUUACUUAGCCUUCAGAAUUGCAAUUUUGUCAGGGAUGCAUUCACUGGAAUCACUUCAAGUUACUGUCCUCCAUUAAUUCAUUACCUUAAGGUUAUUAAUGUAGGACUGGGACUCAUUUCAGUUGGUGUUCUGCUCUGCCUUGUUCUAUGGAUACUCUAUGCAAACCGCCCCCAAAGGGGAGAAGUGUUUGCGACGCUAUCCUUAGAAAAAAUAAAGAACAAAUUUAACAUGAACCACAACAGCAGAGUUUUAGCAUUGCCAAAUGCAAAUGCAAGUAGUGUAGUCUAG
Molecule: messenger RNA, 1677 nt
Organism: Vicia faba (fava bean)
Lineage: Eukaryota; Viridiplantae; Streptophyta; Magnoliopsida; Fabales; Fabaceae
Source: the annotation of a GenBank genome assembly